UAAGGCUCAAUUCGAAAUCGUGUGGCUUUGUUCUUGUGCUUUCAAUUCGGAAUACAACAGCAGUAGAUAAAAUGUUUCGAGCGAAACUAUGGCGAGCCAUUUGCCUGGCGUAUUUAUAUUUUGGAUUAGCAUCAGCUGCCAAAGGCACACACAAGGUGCAUUGCUCGGAGGACCAGAUGCGUGUCGAGAUCGGCAUACCCACGGAUAGUAAGCAGGAGCAGCAACAGAUCUACUUGGAGGGUCUCAAGGGCUAUCCGGAUGUACGUUGUCAGCCUGAAAUAAAUGGUGCAUUGGCCAUUUUUCGUCUCUCCCUCAGCGAUUUCUACGAGUGCGGCGUGACGCGUAUGGUCAACCAACUAACGGGCAAAAAAGUCUAUUACCAUAAAAUCAUCAUUGAAUCCGUCAGCAGCAAAGAGUUCGUCAGUGUCAAAUGCAUAACGACCAGUGGCCCGGUUUAUAAUGUCAUGAUGAAUGAGACUAGCCGCGAGCAGCCACGCGUCGUACUCCAAGAGCAGCAACAGCAUCAUGGGCUCGUUCGCCGCGACGUUCUACCAGCGGGUUUUCAAGAACCAGAGGACUUGGAGAUUACCACUUCAUUAACGAAACGCGCACCGGAGCCUCGUCUAUCCAUUGGCGUGAGUCAGGAUGGGAAAAAGUUCACCAGCGAUUUGACUGUAAAGAGUGGCACACCUUUGACCAUGGAAAUCAAUUUGGAUGCGGACUCAGCACCUGUCUAUGGACUGGGUGUUAAUUACUUAGAUGUUACCGACACACACACCUCCUCAGAGACGCUCAUCUUCAAAGGAUGCACUGUGGAUCCGUAUCUGUUUGAGAACUUUAACACUAUUGAUGGUGACAUAUUGAGUGCCAAGUUCAAGGCCUUUAAGUUUCCCGACUCCUCAUAUGUACAGUUCCGUGCCACAGUUAAUGUGUGUCUGGACAAGUGCCUUGGUACGCAGUGUUCCAACAAUCAGGUGGGCUAUGGACGGCGCAAGCGUGAAAUAAGCUCGGCGCUUAUGGAUACCAAUAAGGUCUAUGAAAUUUCACUGGCUAUGUUCAUAAAAGUCAAUGACAUCGAGGGCGUUAAUAAGAAUGAGGUUCUGCAAUUGGAGGAGAAACUGCGGGAGCUAAAACUGGCCAAUCAGCGUCUGGCACGCAACAGUCGCGGAAACUUUGCCGAAGUGCACAGAAGUGGCGAACAGGCGCCCACGCCCAGCAGUGCGGAGCCUGCAUUUGUGGUCGAUGAGCGGGAGCUCGGACAGCUGUCCUCGGGCGGGGGCAGUGCUUCCAGAUACGGUGGCGCCAUGGGGGCGCUGCUAUGUGCAUUAAGUUGGAGUUUCUUUUUGUAAAUAGUCGUUGGCAAUUGUAAAUGUCGAGAGUGGAGCAGAUAAUAAUAAUCAGGUUAAAAUACCA
Scaptodrosophila lebanonensis is the source of this 1413-nucleotide messenger RNA. RefSeq lists its product as uncharacterized. The transcript is spliced from 7 exons. NCBI's taxonomy places the organism in Eukaryota, Metazoa, Arthropoda, Insecta, Diptera, Drosophilidae. The coding region runs from base 72 to 1349 and encodes 425 amino acids. The record is from RefSeq and is a predicted model, not a curated record.